Messenger RNA from Morchella importuna, 264 nucleotides. RefSeq lists its product as uncharacterized. NCBI's taxonomy places the organism in Eukaryota, Fungi, Ascomycota, Pezizomycetes, Pezizales, Morchellaceae. The transcript has 2 exons. The record is from RefSeq and is a predicted model, not a curated record. The coding region runs from base 1 to 264 and encodes 87 amino acids.
AUGUCCAUCACCAUAAGGUUCAAAUCAAGCCGUCAGCGAGCUAAAUCCAUCGAGCUCACACUCCGAAUUCCUAAGGUAUGGGAGGAGCAGGGAGAGGAGGCCCCACUAAUAUUGAAGGUUGGCAGACUGCUCUCAAAAGCCUCGGAGGAUAAAGAGCAGGGACUGCGAUCCUCUACAAUCAGACAACGUCUUGAUGCUCGCUCGAAGAAGGCGAACGAGUAUGAUGAUCCUAGAGAUAGCUCGAAGAAAACGAGGAAGAAGUAA